CAACUGAGCCUACAAACACCUGCAAUACCAGCCCAAAAGCAUCUAACCACCCUCACCCAGUCCACCCCGCCGCCGCACCUCCAGGCUCCAGCUCGCCACGCGCACAGGUGGCCGCCGCCGCCCCUCCCGCCCGCAGCCCGCGCAGGUGGCCGCCGCUCCUCCCGUCCACCGCCUGCCGUCCGCUUCCUCGGGUAGUUCGGUUUAUGACCGAAACCGAACCGAAAUAACCGAAGACCUAAGUGCUCGGUCUCAGAUUUUGUUAGGAACCGAUCGGUCUUGAGUUUCUGAUAACCCAAAUUUCAGAAAACCCGAGGAACCGAACCGAAUUUCUCGGUCUGACCGAAUGCCCACAGUGACCCGCAGCGGGAGUCCCAGCUUUUGAUGACGGCGGUCGUCGCAGAUGGCCACCAAGCGAGCCUACAAGCUCCAGGAGUUCGUUGCACAUGCUUCCAGUGUCAAUUGUGCCAAGUUUGGGAGGCGGACAUCGAGGAUCCUCAUCACUGGUGGGGAGGAUUUGAAGGUCAAUCUUUGGGCUGUAGGGAAACCCAGUGCCCUCCUGAGCCUAUCGGGCCUUACAAGUCCAGUUGAGUCAGUGAGCUUUGACUCUUCUGAAGUUACCAUAGGUGCUGGUUCUGCAAGUGGAACAAUAAAAAUAUGGGAUGUUGAGGAGGCGAAAGUUGUCCGAACUUUCACUGGGCACAGAUCAAAUUGUGCAUCGCUUGAUUUCCAUCCUUUUGGAGAAUUCUUGGCCUCUGGGUCUUCAGAUACAAACAUGAAAAUAUGGGAUAUUCGAAAGAAGAAAUGCAUUCACACAUACAAGGGCCAUACCCGGCGAAUUGAUGUCCUUAAAUUUACUCCUGAUGGUCGAUGGAUUGUUUCUGGAGGGGCUGAUAACUCGGUGAAGAUCUGGGAUUUGACGGCUGGGAAACUCUUGCAUGACUUUAGUCUUCAUAAAGGUCCAGUCAACUGCUUAGAUUUUCACCCCCACGAGUUCUUAUUGGCUACAGGUUCGGCUGAUAAGACACUUAAAUUUUGGGACCUUGAGACUUUUGAAUUGAUUGGUUCUUCUGGACCUGAGAACAGCCGAGAAUACUUUGAGCCGGCUAAUGUAGUUCGUUCUAUGAAAUUCAACAGUGAUGGUAAAACACUUUUUUGUGGAUUACAUGAAACCUUAAAGGUUCUUUCCUGGGAACCCAUCAUAUGUCAUGAUGUGGUUGAUGUAGGCUGGUCCACAUUAGCAGAUUUAACUGUUGAUGAAGGAAAGCUUCUUGGUUGCUCAUAUAACCAAAAUUGUGUUGGUGUGUGGGUUGUGGAUUUGAUGAAACAUGAGCCCUAUGCUGAUAAUUGUGCUGGAUCACACUUGAAUGGAAGUGUAGAUGGUUUAAUUCAAUCUGAUAAUAGCAAAUCAGCAGUGUUUGGUAGACUGUUAGUUUCCAGAAGCCCAGCAGCCGAUGAAACUGGUUCAGAUACUCUGCUUGGAUGCCCAAUGUCUACUUCAAAAGACAUUCCUGUCUCAGCUUCUUCUGUGGUAAGGAAGACAUUGGCAAAGCCACCUGGGAAAAGGGAUCUCCAGCUCACAAGAUCUGAUUCUGCACCUCUCCUUUCUCCUAGAGUUAGAUUGAACCCAAAUUUCUUUGACAGCCAGAAGAGACAGCCAGACACUGCUGUAGCUUUACCAGCAUCAAUAGUUCGCUCUAAAGUGGAUCUCUCUUCAGAUGCUGGAAUGCUAUCUCGCAAUUCACGUGCAGCGGCAGCUCCCAUGUAUAAAUCGGUGUCCCAUAUUUUGGGGUAUGACAGUAAGGAAUCAUCUUUCUUACCUGUUCUUGCCCCGAGGCAUAGCUCCAAGGGGAAUGUUGAUCCCAUUCUCAGUGAAGCUGCCACAGGUGAGUUACCAGUUAUUGAGCCUCAAAAUAUAGAAGUAGGUUUAUCUGCCAAUCAUGGCAAAGAAAGUGGCAAGUUGAUACAUAUAAUCGAUUCAAGGAGCUCAAAGAUGGUUGAAGAAGUUGGCUGCAUAAGAAUCACUGAUGAUGUAGGAUAUAAAAACAUAAAUCCAGAAACUAAUUUGAGAGUUAUUCCAGAUAUUGACUGUACAAGGAGGGCUCCAGAAUGCACAAAAGAGCGUGAGCAUAUAUUUCUGUCAAAGCCUAUUAGUUCACAGAGGAAAUUUAUCAGAAAAUCUUCAAGCGCUGGGGACGAUAGCCGUUCUGAUUCAGUAUGCACUGAAAGUGUCAAGUCUAAUGAAGCUGGUAGUUGGUACGGCGUGUCUUGUUUUGACAAACAGAAUUCUGAUGCUGCAUGGAAUACAGAAUUUGCCAACAGAGAGAGAAAUGAAGUAAUUGGAAUGAGCCAAUGGAUGGAAUCAAGUGGAAGGCAUGCUGUUGAACAUCGACCUUACUCUUAUAAUUAUGAUAAUAUCCAGUAUGUGCCAACAUUAUACAGCUCGAGGCUGCACCCUACACUUCCUGGAAAACUUAGUGCUUCAGCUAGUGAUGAAGAUGAUAUGUAUGGUCUAAUGGAAAACCAUCAAGAAUUUAUUCAUGUAAUGAAGUCUAGGCUAGCAAAACUAGAGGUGGUUUGUCGGUGUUGGCAAAGAAAUGAUAUAAGGGAUUCUAUUGAUGCUACAUGGAGAAUGUUGGAUUUUGCUGUCACUACUGAUAUAAUUAAUGCUCUAAUGGAGAAUAGUAACUGUAUCACUUUAGAUAUUUGCGCUUCUCUCUUGCAUCUUUCCUCCAGUCUUCUUGAAAGCAAAUAUGACAGGCAUCUGAGCGUUGCCCUGGGGAUGAUUCUCAGCCUUGUUAAGAGCUUUGGUGCCACUAUUUCUUCAGCUUUGUCGGCUGCGCCGCCUGUUGGUGUGGACCUUGAGGCCGAGCAGAGGUUGAAGCGGUGCAGUCUAUGUUUCCAAGAGCUGAGGAAGGCGAGUGCCAGCCUCAAGUCGCUGACAAGGCGGCAAGGCGAGGUUGGGAGAUCAGCACAGGAGCUCGCCCUUUUUCUUCAGGAUAUCUUGCAACUGUCAAGCGUGUAAACAGUGACCAAACCGCAACUCACAAAAAUUCCAACCCCCUAACCUUUUUCCUUUGGUAUAACAGAUAUAUAGGUACAUAGGAUGAGCAACUAUAACAGACGAAAUAUAUAGAAAUUACACACAGGUGUAGAAAAUCAAAGGUGUCACAGUUACACAUAGCAGAGUGAGUUUUUUUUUUUUUUGGGGGGGGGGGGGUUAUAGCAGAGUGAAACUUCCCAGUUUUAUCUUCCCCCCUCCUUUUCUACAAUAUAUGGAGAAUUCAAAGGUUCUAUAUUUGUACAUUUUUUUCAACUUGCACAUUGGCAAUUUGCUAAUGUUUUUUCUCCCAUGUUGUUUUGUUGGUUAGCUGAGCAAUUGCCUA
Molecule: messenger RNA, 3383 nt
Organism: Panicum hallii
Lineage: Eukaryota; Viridiplantae; Streptophyta; Magnoliopsida; Poales; Poaceae
Product: katanin p80 WD40 repeat-containing subunit B1 homolog
Exons: 18
Coding region: 401-3022 (873 amino acids)
Biological process (GO): microtubule severing; microtubule depolymerization
Cellular component (GO): katanin complex
Molecular function (GO): microtubule binding
Source: RefSeq, a predicted model, not a curated record